AUGUUGCCGAGAGUGAACAGGCCUGGCAAUAUCUGGCCCGAUGGCGUGCUGAUGGUCUGUCCGUCUGGUGCCAUUUUGGUUGACAAUCUAGAUUCCACAUCCAUCCGUCUGCAUGUGAAUAGACCAGACCAUGUGCAACAUCGACUCAGGUACGCAAUGGUAAAAGCCUAA
Messenger RNA from Pochonia chlamydosporia 170, 171 nucleotides. RefSeq lists its product as hypothetical. The coding region runs from base 1 to 171 and encodes 56 amino acids. The transcript has a single exon. NCBI's taxonomy places the organism in Eukaryota, Fungi, Ascomycota, Sordariomycetes, Hypocreales, Clavicipitaceae. The record is from RefSeq and is a predicted model, not a curated record.